UUUGUACACUAGUGUCUUAGGUAGAACUCCAGUGGGAGAGAGAGAGAGAGGCCCUCUACCAUGGCAUCUCCUCCACUAUAAAUACCCACUCAGCCUUGCCUAAUCCACUUCAUCUCUCAAGACUUCGUAGUUCAGCUCAACUCUGCAAACUGCUCCUAAUUAUCUGUCCCUAGUCACUUUCACUUUUUUGGGUAGUCUUUGUUCUUGUCUCUCACUAGUUGAGAAUAUGAAGAAGUUUAUGCUUGCAGCUUUGUUGCUUAUGGCACUUCUCCUCACCACUUCCUUUCUUCAGGCCACCAUGGCUGAUGACACAAGUUUCUGCGGCUCAAAGUGCAAGGACAGAUGCGCUAAGGCAGGAGUGAUGGACCGUUGCAUUAAGUAUUGUGGUAUCUGCUGCAAGGAGUGCAAUUGUGUUCCUUCUGGGACUUAUGGAAACAAGCAUGAGUGUCCUUGUUACAGAGACAAGAAGAACUCUAAAGGCAAACCCAAGUGCCCUUAAAUUUAACAUAUUUUGAACUUCGAAUCCUCCCUUUUAUUUAUUUUAUUUUCCAUUACUACUACUACUACUACUUUAAUGGGAACUUUGAGGUGUAUGUAUUCACAUUUAUAGAACACCGUUGUUGUUGUACUCCUAGCAAAGAAAAAGCAAAAAAAAAAGACAUUAUUGCACGAUGAAGAUUGUUGUAGUCUAAGUAGGUAGGAACUAGGAUUCGAUGAUCAGGAGAGCUUUGAUGAAAGUCCUUAGAUUUUUAAAUACUAAUAAAAUAUUAAUAAAGUGAGGGUUAGUGUCU
This is a messenger RNA of Macadamia integrifolia, 791 nucleotides long. RefSeq names its product peamaclein-like. The coding region runs from base 227 to 499 and encodes 90 amino acids. Lineage: Eukaryota; Viridiplantae; Streptophyta; Magnoliopsida; Proteales; Proteaceae. The record is from RefSeq and is a predicted model, not a curated record. The transcript is spliced from 2 exons.